UGCGUGAGGCUUGAAUUGAAGCAUGCACUGAUUGCUACGCAGUAGUUAUAGUUCAACUGUAGUAGUGGCUGGCAAAGCAGACUUGACUGUAGCUUGCAAUGCUACGCUGUUGCGUCUCCGAAUAAUUUCACACUCCACACCUCACGAGGCCAAUCGAUCGCUAUGCUAAGCUCGUACGUUUGCCGUCAGUGCAGAGUUCGACUUGCACGACGCGUUGCCCCCACACGAAACCUCCAAUGGCAACCGCGAGCCACGUUCAUCUCGCUGCGCAACCAGCAGCCGCAAGACGGCACGGAACCAGCAGACACCACGGCGCAACCCCAAACUCAACAGAACAACGCAUCAGAUCACUCUCAGAAUGAGCCGAGGAUACGGUACACGUCCCACUUGCAAGGGAACGACAGCCCACAGCGCACUGGUCGAUAUUCGAGACACAUCGAUGAGCCCUCUGAGAAUACCGAACAGCCUGCCAAACAAUCUUUCAUCAAAAGAGACCCUAGCGAACGCAUGUCGGAUACAACGGAAGCGGGAGAUCAGGGGACUUCUUAUAUCAAGCCUAUCGAAAAGCAACUGAAAAAGGGAAAUGUGGGGGAGGCCUGGAGCUUGUUCGAGAAAACAUAUACAUCCAGCGACUGCAAAGCCUUUACGGAGCCGUCUCUCAGCGAUGUUCCUGAGCUUCGUAGUGGCAGGUUCUUCCUGACCCUUCUCAGCACUGUCAACAAGGCUUUCUGCACUGGCACCGCAGAGCCGUCUGUAACCCCGACCACCGUUCUCUUCAAGUACGAGCAGUUGGGCAUUGCCAGACCCGAAUACUGGACCCGUCAGACUCUGGCCUACCUUACACAUAACGCCACUAUUGCGGUUAACGGCUUGAGCACAGAGCUUCAGCGAGAUCUGCCUUCCCUACUGUUCGAGCUGCUGUCCGUGUGGCGACUGUUCUUCCAAUGCAAAGGCCAGAAGAGCGAUCCUCUGGAGACCAUCAGCACUGAGUGGCCAAUAUCGGUGACCUCCGAGUCUUUCCACGAAUUGCAUGAAUCUAGAGACUUCUCUCUUCGCCUACAAGAGUAUCAUCCUAAGUACAUUGGUAACCCAACGUUGGGCUUCUGCGCCAUCUACCUGUAUAACUUAUCCGAAGCGCUCGAGGCCUCAGACUCUCUGAAAGAACAAGCCGCACCCUUCAUGAACUUACUAACUCAUCUCCUGGCGGGCUCCAAGGUGAACCCUGUUUUCAAGCACACACAGACGUCGAGAGAAUUCGGAUCAUAUUCUGAGGAAUUGCAGAAACAAAUCAUGGCAGAAAUCAACCUUGCCCCACAGAGAGCCAUGAUCAAUGUCGGGUCACAUGGCGCUCCAAAAGAGGGCAACAAUGGCGAUCCACAAUCAAGCUUGGAACAAUUCCAUUUAAAAAGAAUAGAACGUGCGGUCGAAUCUCGAGCUUCUGCGGCAACUCUAGAUAGUCUCUGGACUCAGGUUGAGAAAGGAUACGUGACAGAAAGUGGAAAGCCUGAGAUACCAAUACGGCUCUAUAAUGCGUUUCUUUCUGGCUACUUGGUCCUGCUGAGCGCACAACGCUCUGUUCAAGUGUGGAAUCAUAUGGUCGCGCAUGGCGUCAAGCCUGACCUGGCCACAUGGGUGGCGCUUCUUGAAGGCUGCGAGAAGGCGAAAGAUCUUGAUGGCUUCAACGCGAUGUGGUCACGCAUGCUCAGCUCUGGGGUCGAGCCUGAUACUUACGCCUGGACGACUCGGGUGCAUGGUUUGGUGGCACUACGCCAACUCAACGUGGCAAUGAAGACACUCGAUGAUAUGGGCAACAAGUGGUUGUCAGCCGAGGCGGUCAUCAAGACUCCUCAGACACAUUCAAAGAGAAGCAAAGCCGUUCAGAACCUUCCAGCAUCCGCCAAGGCGGUCAACAACUGCACAAAGCCCUCCGUUGAGGUUGUCAAUGGUGCCAUCUCGGCUCUCGUCCAGCUACCUUUACCCGAUCGAGGAGGUAUGAGACUUGUGACGCGUAUCGAACACGUCCAAAAGCUUCUUCGUUGGGCCAGCAACUUCGAAAUCAAGCCUGAUGCCCGCACAUACAAUGGCCUCAUGCAGCUUUACCUCCGUGCCGGAGACUUCAAAACCGCCUACAGAGUCCUCGGGCAAAUGGAUAAAGCAGGCAUCGACGGCGACGUUGCCACCUACACUAUGCUCAUCACCGCCGGCUUCGACAGGAACGCCUAUGACGGCCUGUCCGAAUCCCAGCAAACAGAACGUAUUCUCGGUCUUCUGAAUGAGCUUGAAUCCAGCGGCCUGAAGCUUAACGGCUUUGUCUAUGCCACAGCUAUCGACCGCUUACUGAAACAGUACUCGAAUUACACCGCAGUCCGUGCCAUAAUCGACACGAUGGAAGCGCGAAAGAUCGCCAUAAGCGCACACGUUUACACGUCUCUCAUAACCUACUACUUCCAGCAUUCCCCGCCCCUAAUCUCUUCCGUGGACUCUCUCGUCAACCAAAUCUUCACAAGCCACCGCAUGCCGAGUGACAGAUAUCUUUUCGAUCGCACAAUCGAGGGGUACGCAGAGUUCGGCGAGGUGGGUAAAAUGAUGAGCGUGUUGACGCGCAUGUCUAAGCAUCGCAAGCAACCUGGCUGGCAGGCUAUCACGGCGGCCGUCAGGGCGCUGGUGCAAGCAGGUGAUAUGGAAUCCGCGAGAUUGGUGGUCAGGGACGUGGAGCGAGGGCAGGGCGUGGCGCAGGGGGGAAUCACGGGAAGCACAAGAGCAGAGCGACAAUUCUUUGGUAUCGUGAAGGGGUUGGGGUUGGAAUUGGAGGAGGAGCGGAUGGGGGAUUCUAUCAGAAAUCAAAAGGUGGACAUACAGCAGGAGUUCGCCGAGGCGAGAGAGCAGGAUGUUUUGCAUGAGGUUGGGCGCGAAUCUGGGAAUGUGGAACGCGAGCCUGACAAUGUGGCAGCGGGGGAAAAGGAAGAGGAAGUUUAUGGUUUUUUGACGGAUGAGCCCGAGUCACAACCACAGCGCGGUUGAUCAACUUUGUUGUACGUUGAACAGCUAGACUAACGAGACUUUCGUUAUCGACGCAACACGGUGCUACACUAGACCAAAUCAAUGUGUCAGCCAAAACACAACAAUCCAACAAACCCCAUGUUCGCAACAAAAAUCUACAAGAUGCUCAGUUGUCUUGGUCAGUUUGCUGCAAGAGCUUGUUGGGUGCAGUAAUGAUGGAGUGGUGUGCCUGGACGAGUCUGAGGAUAAGGGAGACAAGCGCCACAUGAUACAUUGCUGUAACCUGGAAGAUGGAGUUUGAAAGGUUAGCAGAACGACAGGUGUAUGACACUCUCGCCGUCGAAUGAUCGAAGUGUUGUUUGAAGGUAUGAUUGACUGUAGUUCUAAGAAGUCUAGUUUGCGAGUGAAUUAGUCUGAGAAUAGACGAAGAGCCGAUCACUGAAGAUGU
Molecule: messenger RNA, 3448 nt
Organism: Dothidotthia symphoricarpi CBS 119687
Lineage: Eukaryota; Fungi; Ascomycota; Dothideomycetes; Pleosporales; Dothidotthiaceae
Exons: 2
Coding region: 163-3021 (952 amino acids)
Molecular function (GO): protein binding
Source: RefSeq, a predicted model, not a curated record